Messenger RNA from Culicoides brevitarsis, 1392 nucleotides. RefSeq names its product gustatory and odorant receptor 22-like. Lineage: Eukaryota; Metazoa; Arthropoda; Insecta; Diptera; Ceratopogonidae. Gene Ontology annotation, biological process: male courtship behavior; sensory perception of taste; chemosensory behavior. Gene Ontology annotation, molecular function: olfactory receptor activity. The transcript is spliced from 4 exons. Gene Ontology annotation, cellular component: neuronal cell body; axon; membrane. The record is from RefSeq and is a predicted model, not a curated record. The coding region runs from base 1 to 1392 and encodes 463 amino acids.
AUGAGUUUCAAGCAAAACAGUAGUGAAGAAGUUGCUGAUACCGCCGAGCAGUUCAGCAACAAAGUGAUGAAUCCCCAUCAACGUCGUCAGUUUGAGGAUUACAACAUCAUGGUAGCGAAAAAGGAAAAGAUCGAAAAGGAAGACAAAAUGAUCCAUCACAUCCACGUUCGAAACAUGUGGUUAACGGCAAAUCUGAAAGCCAUCGAUGCUUAUGACUCUUUUUACAAAAACACGAAAGCUCUGUUGAUUUUAUUCCAAAUUAUGGGAGUUGUUCCGAUCACGCGGGAGAAAAAGGGACGUUCACGAGAUCGAACAAGUUUCUCUUACGCUUCAAAGGAGUCACUCUGGGCAUAUUUUCUUUAUAGUUUUCAGACUGCGGUCGUUAUUAGUGUUGGUUAUGCUCGCAUCGACGAAUUUGUCCAAUCGACUGAUCAAACGUUCGAUGUCAUCAUUCAUCGUGUGAUUUUUAUCACAAUUUUGCUCGUACAUUUCAUUCUGCCCUUUGCUUCGUGGCGAAAUGGCUCAAAAGUGGCUGAAUUUAAGAAUAUGUGGACGAAAUAUCAGCAGAAACAUGCUCGCGUUUGCGGAGAAAGAAUUUAUUUCGGUAAAUUGAGCUUCAUUACGUGGGGAUUGUGCUUUUUAUCAUGGACUUUGGGCAUCACUUUGGUACUGGCAGAGUACUUUUUGCAAACGGACUUUAAAUUUUGGCAUACUUUUGCUUAUUAUCACAUUAUAGCGACGUUAAAUUGCUUCUGUGCUCUAUGGUACAUCAACUGCACCGCCUUCAGUCUUGCCAGCGAAAAAGUAAUUCGUCCCUUAGGACAGAUUCUCCGUUCAAAUGUGUCGCCAUCCUCGCAUCGCAUUGCCGAAUUCCGCAAUUUAUGGAUCGAUUUGAGUCAAAUGAUGCGUCAACUGGCACGUGUCAACUCCGACAUCUACAGUCUAUACCUCAUCAUGAUCUUUUUUGUCACAAUUAUCGCCUCUUACGGCACUAUCAGCGAAGUAAUGGACCACGGAUUCACUUUCAAAGAGCUCGGACUCCUCAUGAUCGCCUUUUAUUGCAUGGGAAUUUUGUACAUAAUUUGCAACGAAGCACAUUACGCGAAUCUCAAGGUCGGCUACAUGUUCCAGCAAAUCCUGUUCAACGUAAAUACCGUUGGAUUGACACAAAAUGCGAAGAAAGAGUUGGAAAUGUUCAUAAUUGCCAUUCAAAAAAAUCCGCCGGUCAUGAGUUUGAAUGGAUAUUUAACGGUAGAUCGGGGUCUUGUGUCAUCGAGUAUGACUUUUAUCACAACUUACUUGAUCGUUUUGAUGCAAUUUAAGAUGUCGCUUAUUCGACAAAAUAAUUUUGCUGCCCAAAGAGCCGCGACAGCAAAUAUAACUUUAACGUAG